AUGGUCGUCAGUCACGCACCAACAAACAAAAUCCGUGUAACCGACGUUCAGGCACGUCCAUACGAAAUCGUCGGCUGCAAGAUAGUAAAUUUGGCCAAAGGUCUGCGGGCCAAACCGUCCGCCGUUGAACGCAAAGACGCCGCCAAUUACAUCAUCGCCGACAAUGAUAAUCUCAUGGUUCCUUCCAAGUGUAUCAUUGGCGGUCACGAGAGAGCGGUCCGAGCCGCUUCCGAGUAUUCGCAAUCGUCCAUUGUCCGCAAGGAUGCCGCCAGUGUCGUAGGCAACGGCGCCCAGGAUCGAGCGUGUCGUGACCUGCAGUCGCAUGAGAACGUCGCUGCGCACGCCCUCAUCGGGCGGUAG
This is a messenger RNA of Sporisorium graminicola, 360 nucleotides long. RefSeq lists its product as uncharacterized. Bases 1 to 360 code for a protein of 119 amino acids. The transcript has a single exon. Lineage: Eukaryota; Fungi; Basidiomycota; Ustilaginomycetes; Ustilaginales; Ustilaginaceae. The record is from RefSeq and is a predicted model, not a curated record.